CGAUCCGGGCAUUUUAAAAACAAACCGAAGCAGCGGAGCGGGCGCUCGGACAGAGCGCGAGAGGAAGGAAGGAAGGAAAGCGGCGUCGCUUUCUGAUUGGGGCCGCCUUCCCAAUAGGGGAGAAAGAAAGAGGGACUCCCCCCGCUUUCCCCCCCCGGCCCUCGUAGAAUAAUAAUAUAUCAUUCAGGCGCGUGUGAAACGAUGUUUUGAAGUGCGGAGGCGGGCCGGAGCGGACAGGAUCGGAUCGGGACCUGGCUGGGGCUGCCGUGCCCGGGAAGAUGCAUCUCCAUCAGGUGCUGACCGGAGCUGUCAACCCCGGGGAUAACUGCUACUCGGUCGGGGGCGUCGCUGACAUCCCGUUCACGGCAUACGCAUCAGGAUGCGACAUAGUGAUUCUUGGAAGUGAUUUUGAAUGUGUUCAGAUCAUCCCUGGUGCUAAACAUGGCAAUAUCCAAGUGGGCUGUGUGGAGUGCUCCCUUCAGCAAGGCAGAAUUGCCGCUUCUUAUGGGAACACUGUUUGCAUCUUUGAACCAUUACCUGUAAGCCAUUACAAAAGAAAACUUGUCCUAAGUUAUCAAUGGCAAAAGACGGGGCAGUUCUUUCUUCAGUCUAUGGCAUACAACUUGGCUUGGGAUCCACAAGGUAACCAGUUAUUGACAGCUACAGAUUGUCUGCAGUUGUGGUCACCACCUCCUGCUGACAUUUUAGAAGAAGAAGAAAGUAGUCAUGCUGAGGAAUUUAGAUUACACCCAGAUUUAAAUGAUUGGAAAUGUAUCUGGCAAUGCAAGACUGCUAUUCCAAUAUAUCUCAUGAAAUGGUCUCCUGAUGGAGAAUACUUUGCAACAGCAGGAAAAGAUGACUCCCUUCUGAAAAUAUGGUAUCUUACCACUGGCUGGAAGUCUGCUGUAAUAGGUGCAGAAACAUUUGGGGAAAAGAAUGCUUCUUCAGCUGUACACUUUUCCUUUGUGUAUCUGGCACAUCCUCGUGCAGUAACAGGAUUUUCAUGGCGGAAGACUAGUAAAUAUAUGCCAAGAAGUUCUGUGUGCAACGUACUACUGACAUCAUGUCAAGAUGGUGUUUGUCGGCUCUGGGCUGAAACCUUAUUGCCAGAAGACAGUCUUCUUGGAGGACAAAUGACAGAAUCUACCAUUAGUACCUCAACCAGCAAUCUUCCUCACAGUGGAAGUCAGAAAGACAAAGUUCAGCAUGCUCUGGAGACAAUUCAUCAUUUGAAGCAUCUAAGAAGUCGUCGCAGAUCCUCCGUUCUGGCUGCCCAAAUUGAAGUUUUGCCAAGCCAACUGGAAUCGCAUGAAGUUCACAGACAAAUUUCACACUAUGUUAAUGCACUCUGUCACUUUCAUAUUGCAGCGAGUAUUAAUCCUAAUACAGAUAUUCCACCAGCACUAGCUGGCACAGCUUUUAACAUUGAAGAGGGAGGUGGAAAUUUUGUAGUUCACUGGCUGAACAAUAAAGAACUGCAUUUUACAUCAUCUAUGGAAGUAUUCAUGGAGCAAUUAAGAAAGCUGACAGAUCAGCAGACAGAGGAUGAAGUUGACACGGUCAGUCAGAAUGGAUUGAAAAUGAAACUCGACAACAGUGAGCAAGAACAAGAUGAAACUUCAGAGAAAGGAUCAGAAUAUGAGAACGAAGAGGCUGAGCAAGUUGGAAGCACUAAAGUAUCUACACCAUCAGCUGUGGGGAUUUCAAUGCCCACCAUAUUGUUGGAUCGAAAAAUUGAAACACUGCAAACAGAAUGGAACAGGAAUGCUGAUAUGCUGUUCACAAUCCAUCCUGUAGAUGGCUCAUUUUUAGUAUGGCAUGUGAAGUAUUUAGAUGAGUAUCACCCAGGAAUUUUCAGACAAGUCCAGGUCGCAUUUUCAUCACGGAUUCCUGUUGCUUUUCCGACUGGUGAUGCUAAUUCGCUCAGCAAAAAUAUCAUGAUGUAUGCAUGUACUGCUAAAGAUGCUAAGAGCCUUCCAGAUAAUGAUCCUAAUAUCAAUGGGGUGACCCAUUUUGUGAAUAGUUCAAAAUUAAACAUCAUCACUCCAGCAGUUAUGAUGAUUUCAAAGCAUGUUGAUGGAUCACUAAACCAGUGGGCAGUGACCUUUGCUGAAGAAUCUGCUUUCACCACAGUUCUAAUGGUAUCGCACAAAUUUAGAUAUUGUGGACAUCGUUUUCACCUGAACGACUUAGCUUGUCAUUCGGUGCUACCCUUAUUGUUGACCUCUUCCCAUCACAAUGCACUAAUGACUCCAGAAACUGACUUUGUUGAAAAGGAAAAACCUGUGGUAGAACAUGUAAAGCCCUUAAAAGGGCCAGCUUCACAGCAUGUUAAAAAUGCUGCUACAAGAACAUUUCAUGAUCCUAAUGCCAUCUACAGUGAGUUGAUACUUUGGCGUAUGGACCCAAUAGGACCUUUGUCAUACUCUGGAGGGGUUUCAGAGCUGGCACGUAUCAAUUCCUUGCAUACUUCAGCUUUUUCAAAUGUGGCCUGGCUUCCAACAUUGAUCCCAAGCUAUUGUCUUGGGACCUACUGCAACUCUGCUAGUGCUUGUUUUGUUGCUUCUGAUGGUCAAAAUCUUAGGCUCUAUCAAGCUGUGGUUGAUGCCAGGAAACUUCUGGAUGAACUUUCUGAUCCUGAAAUCUCGAAACUCGUUGGAGAAGUAUUCAAUAUAGUCAGCCAGCAGUCAACAGCUCGACCAGGUUGCAUUAUUGAACUAGAUGUAAUAACAGCUCAGUGUGGCACAAACACACAGCUACUUCAUGUAUUUCAAGAAGAUUUUAUCUUGGGAUAUAAACCACAGAAAGAAGAAUUAAAUAAGGAUCAAGAAUUUUCUUUCAGUCAACCUGCCCAAGGAUGUCGUGCACCAUCAUUCUCUGAAAAGUUUUACCUUGUGGUGAUAGAAAGGGACAAGAGACGAUCUGUUCUUCACAUGUGGCACCUCCAUUUGAAAUCUGUGCAGCCUCGUGUAGUAAGCAUGGCGGACAAUAAAAUAUCUAUACCUGAGGAAAAGAGCUUUAGCCUAUCUCCAAAUACUUGUGUUUUAAGUUCUCUUCCACGGUCAGCAUCAGUUGCUAACCUUCAGACUGCUAGCAAGUUGAUACUUAGCUCUGAAUUAGUUUACAGUCAACAGUUAAAUGUUCCUGAGGGAGUGGAAGUAAUCCGAGCAACUCCUUCUGCAGGUCACUUAAGUUCAUCUUCAAUCUAUCCAGUCUGCCUUGCACCUUAUCUAAUAGUGACAUCAUGCUCUGAUGGUAAAGUGAGAUUCUGGCGGUGUACUGUGGAUAAAAGUUCAAAUUCAAAAAACUUAGAGAAAGUACAUGCUUAUAGGUGGGAAACCUGGCCUUUGAUGAAUGAGGAAGGAGAACACAGUGACAGUGCAGUUAGUAUUGCAGGACGACCAGUGGCUGUAAGCUGUUCAUACACUGGACGAUUGGCCGUCGCUUAUAAAGAGCCUUUACAGGCUAAUGGUGUUACACCAAAGGAGUUCAUGAUGCAUGUCUCCAUAUUUGAGUGUGAAUCUACUGGAGGAUCAGAGUGGGUGUUAGAGCAGACAAUACAUUUAGAUGGCAUAGGAAAGGUUGGAAGUGUCCUGGACUCUCGAGUUAGUGUAGAUAGCAAUUUGUUUGUGUAUAAUAAAUCUGAUAUUUAUCUCAAAGGCACCCGCAUAACAUCAAACAUAAAACAUUUACUGCACUUGGAUUGGGUAUCAAAAGAAGACGGUUCUCAUGUUCUUACAGUGGGAGUUGGUUCUAAAAUUCUCAUGUAUGGAAGGCUGUCAGGGAUUGUGACUGAACAAGCCAGUAGCAAAGAUGGACUGGCUGUUAUUACUUUGCCACUAGGGGGAAGCAUUAAGCAAGGAACUAAGUCAAAAUGGGUAUUGCUGAGAUGUGUUGAUUUGGUGUCUUCAGUGGAUGGAACGCCUUCACUUCCAGUUUCUCUAUCCUGGGUGAGGGAUGGCAUCCUGGUAAUUGGAAUGGACUGUGAAAUGCAUGUGUAUGCACAAUGGAAACAUUCUACAAAAUCAUUAAAUGGUAAUGACAGUGGGAGCUUGUCAUGCUUUGAAGAUUUAGUUGAUAGCUCUCCAUUUGAGACGAAAAUCCUUUCAAAGCGACACAGUGUUGCCGACGCAGCAGCUGGUAUGGAUGAUGUAUUUGGAGUCCCAGGAAUGGUUCAAGAUGGUGGAUUGUUUGAAGCUGCUCACAUUCUUUCUCCUACUCUUCCACAAUAUCACCCCACUCAACUUUUGGAACUUAUGGAUUUGGGCAAGGUGCGCAGAGCUAAGGCAAUUCUUUCACAUUUAGUAAAAUGUAUUGCUGGGGAAGUUGCAGUUUUUAGGGAUAAAGAUCCUGGAGAAGGAGGAGGGCCUCGACGCCAUCUUUCUCGAACCAUCAGUGUAAGUGGAAGUACAGGAAAGGACACAAUUAUAGCUGGAAGAGAAGGUACACGCGAUUAUACUGAGAUAGAUUCCAUUCCACCUCUGCCACUUUAUGCAUUGCUAUCUGCAGAUCAGGAUACAUCCUACAAAAUUGUUGAAGAAACUCCUAAUGUAAACAAAGGUUCACGGUCUCAAAGUAAAAAUGAAAUGGACAAUCAGUAUGCCGAUUUGUUUCAGUCUCCAAGUGUGACGACAGAUGACUUUGUUGACUUUGUAAUCGAAAAGAAGGAAUCUAGAUCUAAAGUUAUAAAUUUAUCCCAGUAUGGACCAACAUACUUUGGGCCAGAACAUGCCCGUGUGCUUUCCAGUCACCUGAUGCACUCAAGCUUGCCGGGACUGACACGACUAGAGCAGAUGUUCCUUGUAGCUUUAGCUGACACAGUGGCUACCACGAGCACAGAAGUUAAUGAAAAUAGAGACAAGACCUACUCUGGAGGCGAAACACUGGAUGAAUGUGGUCUACGUUAUUUGCUUGCCAUGCGCUUACAUACGUGUCUUCUGACAUCUCUGCCGCCAGUCUACAGGCUUCAACUCUUGCAUCAAGGUUUGUCCACAUGCCACUUUGCCUGGGCCUUUCAUUCUGAAGCUGAAGAGGAAUUGCUUAAUAUGAUUCCUGCCAUGCAGAAAGGAGAUCCUCAGUGGUCUGAGCUGAAAGCUAUGGGAGUAGGCUGGUGGGUUCGAAACAUCAAUACACUCCGCAAGACCAUUGAGAAGGUUGCUAAAGCUGCUUUCCAAAGGAAUAAUGCUGCAAUGGAUGCUGCAUUAUUUUAUCUUGCUAUAAAGAAAAAGGCUGUACUUUGGGGCUUAUUCAGAUCUCAGCACGAUCAAAAGAUGACCGAGUUUUUCAAACACAAUUUUAGUGAAGACAGAUGGCGUAAAGCAGCUUUGAAAAAUGCAUUUGCUUUGCUGGGUAAACAGCGAUUUGAACAGUCUGCAGCAUUUUUCCUUUUGGCUGGUUCUUUAAAGGAUGCUAUUGAGGUGUGUCUCGAAAAAAUGGAUGACAUUCAGUUGGCCAUGGUUAUUGCAAGAUUGUAUGAAGCUGACUAUGAAACAUCCUCUACCUGUAAAUUCAUUCUCUAUGAAAAAGUUCUGGGCUGUAAAGCAGACGGAUCUGAAUUUGUGCCAAGCCAAUUGCAUCCAGAUCCAUUUUUGCGAAGUAUUGCAUAUUGGACUCUGAAGGAUUACUCUAAGGCAUUGGAUACACUUCUGGAACAACCUAUAAAGGGUAGUGACAAGCAUCCAGGAGUCCUCAUAAAAUCUUGCAAUCCAGUAGUAUUCAGCUUUUACAAUUAUCUUCGUGCUCACCCUUUGUUGAUGCGGAGACAUUUUGCUUCACCUGAAGGAUCUUUGGCUACUUUAGGACUUGUAACAGACAAAGGCAGUGAAGAUGAAAUCAACCUUAUUGAGAGGAAAUUAUUUUUUUCCACAGCAAAUGCCCACUUUAAAGUUGGCUGCCCUGUCUUAGCUCUUGAGGUACUGUCUAAGAUACCAAAGAUCUUGAAAAAAUCAAAAAUAUCCUUCAAAAGUGAAAAGGGCAAAUUGAGUACCCAAGGGCAAAAUAGUGUUGAUAAUCGUGGUGGAAUCACUGGAUGUACUGAGUGGUCGCAGACUGUAGCAGAUUCUUCUGGUCUGGAUGGGGGAGCCAGUAAUACUGCUGGCUUUGAUUGGAGUCAGCCAAUAAUGUCAUUUGCUGAAGAACCACUAAAACUUGAAUGGGAUGAUGAGAAAGAUGAUGAAUUUGAAGAGGAGGAUGCUGGUGGGCUGAAUAUGAAAGAUGCAGAAAUAAAGCACAGGGCUGACGAUAAGAAAAAAUGUAUUCCUGAAGAGUCUCGGUCUCCUCCAAAAGAAGAUUCCACUUCCUCUGACUCAUGGGUUGAUGUAAUUGCAGAACAGUUAAAAUUCAGAGCAUGCUUGAAAAUCCUAAUGACUGAACUUAGGACAUUGGCUACAGGAUAUGAAGUAGAUGGAGGGAAGCUCCGAUUUCAACUGUACAACUGGUUAGAAAAAGAGAUAUGUGCAAUGCAUCAAAUCUGCAAUUAUAAAACUGAAACUAAAGACUCUGUCAUUGACAUUGAUACAAAAACCAGUAGCUCACUUGACCAGGAGGAUAUAACUGAAAACACAGAAGGAGCUUCAUAUGAAAGGCAUCAGAUUGAUCGGCGGAGGCUGCAAGCAAAGCAAGAACAUGCAGAAAGACGGAAAUGGUGGCUGCGGAAAAAUCAAGCCCUGCUUCGAGUUUUUCUAAGCUAUUGCAGUUUGCAUGGAGCUCAAGGUGGUGGCUUAGCUUCAGUCAGAAUGGAACUUAUCUUUCUAUUACAAGAAUCACAGCAGGAAACUACCAUGAAACAGCUUCAGUCUCCACUUCCUUUACCAACCACUUUGCCCCUUCUCUCUGCAAGCAUUGCUUCAACCAAAACGGUGAUAGCCAACCCUGUCAUGCAUUUGAGUAACCAUAUCCAUGAUAUUCUGUACACUGUGGUCCAGAUGAGUUUUCCACCUCUUCCAGGUCUUAAGGAUGAAAAGGUUUUCAUUCUGCAUACUUUGGCUGCUUCACUCUCAGCUUGUAUUUACCAGUCUUUGUGUGACAGUCACAGCUACAGUCAAACGGCUACAAACCUGUUUACAGGAAUGGUUUAUCAGGGACUUCUGUUAGGUGAAAGGCGUAGAUUGCGGACUGAAAGCAUUGAAGAACAUGUAACUCCUAACUCUUCACCUUCACAUUGGCCUGGUGUUUCAUCACUCAUUAAUCUUCUUGGAACAGCUCAGGAAGAUGAUCAACCCAAAUUGAAUGUGUUGCUUUGUGAGGCAGUGAUUGGUGUUUACCUAAGCCUUUUGAUCCAUGGUCUUGCUACUCAAGAUAGCAAAGAACUCUUUCGAUUAGUUGCUCAUCCACUAAAUAAUCGAACUUGGGCUGCAGUAUUUGGGGGAGGUGCAAAAAUGAUAGUAAAACCCAAAAAACGGCCAGAACUUACACCAGUUCCUCCAGAGGACAUUGACCGAUAUCGACGGAGAUUUAAUAUGAAGAUGUUGGUUCCUGGUAGGCCUGUAAAGGAAACUUCAACCCCACCGCCAGUACCAGCAGAGAGACCAUCAUACAAAGAAAAGUUUAUUCCACCUGAGCUCAGUAUGUGGGAUUAUUUUGUCGCCAAACCAUUCUUGCCUCCAUCUGAGAGCGGGUUUAUGUAUGACUCAGAUGAAAGUAUCCCUAGUGAUGAUGAUGAUGAUGAUGAUGAAGAUGAUGCUUUUAUUUCUGACACUCAGCUACAAGAGCAUUCAGAUCCUAACUCUUACAGCUGGGCACUGAUACGUUUAGGAAUGGUUAAGCUUGCAUUGAACAAUGUGAGAAACUUCUUUCCUGUUGCAGGAUUGGAAUUUGCAGAUCUUCCAGUAACUUCACCAUUGGGCAAUGCUGUCAUUAAGACUUUAGAAAACUGGCAACAAUUGCUACAGGCAAAAAUGGAACAAUUUGAAGGCCCACCUCCAAGUUAUAUUAACACCUACCCAAGUGAUUUCUCGGCAGCUGCUGGACCAGCCAUUUUGCGACACAAAGCAAUGCUUGAACCAGAAAAUACUCCAUUUAAGUCACGACAUUACUCAACGUUUCCUGUUAAAAGGCUAUGGCAUUUCUUGGUUAAACAAGAAAUUCUACAAGACACAUUCAUCAGAUUUAUAUUCACAAAGAAAAGAAAGCAAAGUGAGUCAGUAGAAGACCAUGUGGAUCAAGUCAAACAAAACUGCGUAGCGGAACAUCGUGGAAGCAACAAGGUUGAAACAGAGCUGGGUUAUCCUGGUAGAAAAGCAAAGAUUAUUCACAAAGAUUCAGAUGCCAUAAUGGCAUUUGCAAUUAAUAAGGCAAAUUCCAAUGAGAUGGUGUUGGCUUCAACUCAUGAUGUCCAAGAACUUGAUGUAUCUGCAAUUCUGGCUGACCAGCCCUAUACCUGGAUUGGUGAAGAUUCAGACAGGGAAUCUAGAAGUUCUGAUGAUCUUGAGCAUCGCUCAACAAUGAGUACUAGCCAAACAAGUACAACUCAUUUUGGAUCCAGCCAGCUUUCUGCUUCUUCUUCAAUGCCUUGGUUAGGAAGUGGGCAAACCAGUACAGGAGCCACUGUGCUCAUAAAGAGGAACUUAAACAAUGUGAAAAGGAUGACUUCACAUCCAGCUCACCGAUAUUACCUUACAGGUGCACAAGAUGGAAGUGUUCGAAUGUUUGAAUGGAAUCGGCCACAGCAGGUUAUAUGUUUCCGCCAAGCUGGCAAUGCCAGGGUUACUCGACUACAUUUCAAUUCCCAAGGAAAUAAGUUGGGGGUGGCAGAUGGAGAAGGUUUUUUGAGCCUCUGGCAAGUCAACCAAACUGGAUCUAAUCCUAAGCCUUAUCUUAGCUGGCAGUGUCACAGUAAAGCUGCUGGUGACUUUGCAUUCGUUACCUCCUCAAGUCUCAUAACGACAGCAGGACAGUCUAAUGACAACAGAAACGUUUGUUUAUGGGAUACACUAAUUUCACCGCAGAGCAGUCUUGUGCAUGGAAUUUGCUUAUUUUCCCUGCUGGCUUGCAGGAUCCUCUUUGCCAGCUGUUCCUAUUUCUCCUCUUUUUGUCUCCAUCUCCCUUUGAUGGUGUUGAAGGACUUCCUAUGCACAUCAAAUGAACAUACAAAAAAACAAGGUCAGGCAGGUCAACUGGUCAGAAACCAGAUCCAUUCGCUUCCACCAGCAAAUAGAGUUGAAAGUGCCUCAUUUUGAUUGAUGCUGUUCUGCUGGAAGACAAACAGAUUCCUCUGACAUAGCUAUAAUAUGAGUGCUUAACUCACGAUUACGUAGAAUAACUCUUUAGAAGCAAUCCAAUCAAACCUUGCUUUGGUACUAAUGGAAAGAAGAUAUGUCUGAGUGAUUAUAGAAUGUUGUUACUAGGUUGGUCGCACUCACCAAAAUGACACUGACCAUUUAUGAGGGAUCUGUAGUGAUUUAAUGAGGUCAGCCUGCUGGACCUCAAAGAAUAUGAGUUCCCUGAUUGGGGCUAUUAAUCUGGUCCAGUCAAAGAGCUCUAGCUGACAGAUUAAAAGAGGAGUGUUAGCGAUUCUGUCACUCUGAGAACUGACUCUGGAGAGGCAGUGCUAAAGUCAAGGGCUUUUUGUAUAUAAAUAAAAUAUGACUUGGUGAUGGGCUACUGGCCUCCGGGGAGUUAUUUCACUCUGGUACACCUAACUCUUGCAGUACUGAAUUUUGAGAAUUAUAAUUUGGAGUAAACUGUCUCUAAAUUUAAUGCGACAUUUUCCUUCAAAGAGGUUGUUGCUGGACUUCCUGUCACCUGUCUGGCUGUCAAAAGGGCACUGCCUGCCAUUUUACAGGAAGCUGCUAUGUAAAGGACAAGGGAAUGUGCCAGAAAUAUAGUAAAAAUAUGAAUACUAAAUUUAGAUAUGGAUUUUUUGAGAUAUUGGUCAGCAUCCAGCAUCCACUUAGCUAUAUAAAACCUGAUUAACAACUUGUGUGAAUAGAUGGAACGACCCUUCAGCAGGGCAAUGUGAAGGGAUUAUUCACUAUAUCAGGGUCUUUCUCAGCUGCUAUUUGAUCAUUGGGUGUUUUUUGGCCUGGUUUCUGCCAUAUCUUCUGAGGAGUCCAAAUUAAAUAAUGUUUUUGCUGGUUCUGGAUUGAUCUUUCUUCUUUUAAACAGUUUAACUGCAGUUCUGGUCUGGUUGGAGUGCAUAUAGGGCACAAGGAGGAAGAGAAACAGCAAAGAUUGCAUGAGAGAGCAGUUUUGAGAUCUAAAAGCUCCACAUUGUACUGGGUACAUUUUCAAAAAAUGUUUUGCCAUUGACAUGAUUAAAUUCUGAUUUGUCAAAGUAGUUAUGUAAAAAAGCAUCUGUGCCACUGAUUUAAUAUCUGAAUAGAAAGCACCAUGGACUGUAUGCCAUAGGUUUAAUGCUUUUCAAUACCUUUCCCCCACCUUGCUGAUCUCUGUAACCCUCUUUUUGCCUGUUGUUUUGAAAUUCUUAACUUAUUUUCAGUUAAAUCAUACACUUAACUGCUGACAAACAAAUCAAAUAUGAUUCAUGUAAUUUAAAAUAAAACUGGUUACGUUUUAAACUCUGGCUCUUUGACUCUGUUUGGGCAUGUCUGUAGCAGUAAUCCAGAUCCCCAGACCAAUGCUUUGGGGACAGGGACAGGUAGCUGAUUGAAUUUACAUUCAGUUAAUUAAGGCUGAUCAUUGUAAUGGUGACCAUAUCUCACCAUUAUCAUUGAACGACUAUCAUUCAAUGUUAUAAAAUCCAUCUGAAUCCCUAAUCUCCUUUAAAGAAAGCAAUCUGCCAUCCUUAUGUGAUCAACUCCAGAAUCUCAGAAAUGUGGUUGACCUUUGAACUGGCUUAGCAAACCACUCAGUUUAAGGGCAUUUGGGGAUGAGCAAAAGCUUUUACAGUGAUGCCCACAUCCCGUGAUUUUUUUUUAAAAUUGUGUGCAGAUAAUUUGUUUUGCUAAGCAUAAAUGUUGAGACUGAAGGUUACUAUUUUUUCUCUUUUAAUCCCCUGAGGUUUUGUCUGCCAUGACAAUGGAGCCACAGUGCUUCAAUACGCACCAAAGCAGCAAAUUCUGAUCUCUGGAGGUAGAAAAGGCU
Messenger RNA from Chiloscyllium plagiosum (whitespotted bambooshark), 11043 nucleotides. The record is from RefSeq and is a predicted model, not a curated record. Lineage: Eukaryota; Metazoa; Chordata; Chondrichthyes; Orectolobiformes; Hemiscylliidae.